AUGUAUGCGAAAUUUGUACCUAUUCUUGUUCUUGUCUACGUAGUCGCAUUUAUUCUCUAUUUCAUCUACUCAAUCACUCAUGUUUCGUACACAAGAAAAGAGUUCUCGAAGCGAGAUAUAUCCGACGGUCCAUUAGUUCUCAAAGAGGACGUACGAGUAGUUGUAGACAGAGGAGUUGGACCUGUGAAAAAAUAUAAAAGCAAACUCACAAAUUUGACAAAAAAGGCAUCAGAGAACCAGUCAGUAGCAGCAAAGGUGAACGCCCAACAGCUGGAACUCGAGCUUGAGUUUGUGAAAGUCAGUGAAAACCUCUUAGAUGUCUUUUAA
This is a messenger RNA of Necator americanus (New World hookworm), 327 nucleotides long. RefSeq lists its product as uncharacterized. The transcript is spliced from 3 exons. Bases 1 to 327 code for a protein of 108 amino acids. Lineage: Eukaryota; Metazoa; Nematoda; Chromadorea; Rhabditida; Ancylostomatidae. The record is from RefSeq and is a predicted model, not a curated record.